AUGGAAGUUUCAUUUCCCCAUUCACCAUUAGCAAAAGAUGAAAAUAUCCACUUAAUCAAGCAUCCAAUUAAUAUUAAAAAAAAAAAUAAAAAUAAUAAAAUUUUAUUUUAUUUAAAAUAUGAAUCAAAAUUUAAUUCUCUUUUACAAAAUGGAACAGACAUAAAACGAAUUCCCAAUUCAAAAAUAGAAGAGAAUAUUAAAGUAUACAAUAAUAAUGAUCAUGCUAAUUAUGAAGAAAAGACACACCCGUAUCAUGGAAACUCACUUUAUCACAAUUCUUCAGGAAAUUAUAAUAAAAACAUUAAUACACAAAAUUUAAAAAACAUGUCUAUUAAACCAGAAAUAUUGUCUUGUAACUAUAUCAUGAAAUCACCUCCAGGAAAAAAAAAACAACCAAGAACAGAUAAAUCGAUCAUUUUAAAUAAAAUCAUAAAAAACAAUAAGUAUGAAAUAAAUAAAUUCAAGAGUUCUUAUCUAUCUCCUAUAAAUUGUAAUAGCAAUUGUUUUUUGGAAAAUAAAAAACAAUACAUGCAUUCUUCUGAAAAUAUCUCUUCAAAUAUAAACGGUAUAAAUUUGAAUAGCAAAAAUAAUUGCAUUGUUAUGAAAUCUAAUAUAUUUGAAAACGAAUUAAAACAAAGAUAUUUUUGUUCGGAUAAAGAUCCAACACAUUUGUCUAUCCCAAAAGACGAACCCAAUUUGAUAAAAAUCUGCCGCGAUAUUAAAAAUAAUAAAAAUUUUAUAGAGGAAUCCAAUUCAAUUUCUAAAAAUUUAUUACAAAUAUAUAAACAUCGAUAUCUUCAAAAUAUUUCUAAAAGUAGUAUAAUAAAACCAUCUUACAAAUAUAGUGAACAAUCAAGUAUAGACAAAUCUGACCUUAACCUAUCUAUUGUUAAUUCAAAGAAUGUAAACAAAAUUAUCAAUAAAGAAUAUUAUACAAGUGAGCAUAAAAAAAAAUUGCCUUUUCAAAAUGCUAACCAAAAUAGCAUAAAAAACGCUAGCAAUGCACAUAUAAUUCAAAAAGAUGCAAACUCAUUUAUUAAUAGUUAUAAUAUAAACAAAAAGGAUGCUAAAUUAGUACCAAAUAAUUCUGAAAAAAACGAUAAUGAAUACCCCAAAAUAAAUACAUUUUCACUUUACCCAAGUUUUAAUACAAAAAUUAAAAAAAUUGAAAAAAAAAAAAAAAAAAUACGUAAUAAGCCUAUAGAAAAAUCAAACAGUGUUGAAAUAUCAAAUUCAUAUUUUGAAACAGACACCCAUAAAAAGGAUCAUGAAGAUGCUAUAAAUACAUUAAAAAAAAUACAUCAAGAAAAACAAAAUGAUAUAAAAAGUAUUUUAAUUGAAGAAUUAAAAAAUGAUAUAUAUACCACUAUCUUCGAAAGAAAGCAAGAUUCAACAAAAUCAGAAAAUACAAAUAACGAAAAAAACAACCUAAAAAAUAUAUCCCAUUUUAAUAUUAACAAAAAACCAAUAGAAGAUCAAAAUAAUAAUAAUGUAUUAACCCCAGACAAUUUAAAAUUAAAACCCAUAAGCAACGACCUAAGUGAAAUAAUCGAUUUAGAAAAAAAAGAAGCAAAAAUUGAGAAUAAAAAUUGUAGUAACAUAAAUAAAAAUAACCCCCAAAUCAAUAAUAUAACGGAUGCGUUAAAUGUAAUACCUAAAUUAAAUAUAAAUCCUAAUAAUUUCCAAAAUGAUAUUAUAGAAGAAAAGGAGAUGCAAGAAGGCAUACUAAAAAAAGUAAACAAAAAUGAAGACAUUUCAAAAAAUGAGAAAAAUAAUAGUCCUUAUGAAGCUUUUCAUAAUAAAAAGGAAGAAAAGGAAAUCAUUUUAAAUAAUAAUAAAAAGAAUAUUGCGAAAAAUAAAUCAAAAAUAACAAUUAAAAAACUUGACAAACUAAAUUCAAAAGAAUAUAUUUCAAUAAGAAUAGAAAACAAUAAAUUAUGUAGAAAAAAUCAUACAGAGAAAAGGAAUAUAGCUCUAAAUAAAAAUGAAAAAGGUAUAAUAUCAAAUCACAUUAUACAUUUUCAGAGCAAUGAAAAUAUUGCUAAAUCUUAUUCAAGUUAUAGUACAUUAAUUAAACAAACAAAUUUUAAAACAGAUAAAUGCAAUUAUAAUAGUGAACCAUAUUCAACUGACCUGAACAAUUGCACCAAUAAUGCCAAAAAUGAAAUAAAUAAAACCGUAAUAAAAUUAUUUUUCCCUGUCUUUUUUUUCGUCCACAAAAAUGAAAUACAUGUAAAUGAAAGCAUUUCAAUAUACACGAAUAUAGCUGAUAAUAUAAACCAAACUAUAUCCAAUAUUUUAAAAUAUCAAAAAUUAUCUUUUUUAUUUCACAUCUUUCUUUACACUUUAAAUAUUUUUUCAUUUUAUAAAUUGUUAAAAAAUACAACAUUGUUUGAAAACAAUAAUAAUAUUGCAAAAACAACAAUAUGUGUUAUGUAUCUUAUUAUUGUAGAGUUGUAUAUAUUCCUUUUAAAUAAUAUUUAUUAUUUUAUCAUUAAACGUCAUAUACGAGAAAUGAUUUUUUCUCUUGAUAAAGCCAAUUUAGUUUAUGCCUUAGAUAAGGCAUUUCCCCAAUAUAGUUCCAUUUUUAAACAAAUAUUUUUGUCUGCAAACAAAAAUACAUAUAAUUUAUUUUUUCAAGAAAUACAAAAAUAUGAAAAUAGUCAAGAACAAAUUAGCAUUAUACAAUAUAUAAAAAACAUACAAAAUAAUAACUACAAAGUUAAGAAUAAACAAAAGGUGAAUUCUAAAGAUAAUGAAGAAUAUAAUCAAAAUGAUAGCGAUAUCUUCAAUAUAAAUGAAUUAUAUAACAACUCCAAUAAUACUAAACCACCUUUGCAUUAUAUAUGCAAUGUUUCAAAUGUUAUGAAUAAAAAAGAGGUAGACGAAAGGGAUCUAACAAAUAUGUUAACCCGAAAUCAAGAUAAUGAUAAAGUAGGUAAUAAUACUCUCUAUUUUAAUAUAUCAUCCCCAUACAGAAAAAAGGAAACGAUGGAUAUUCGCAAUGCGCAUUCAAAUAGAAAAGAUACAAGCGCAAAUGUGUAUAUAUAUAACAGUAUCGAUAAAAAUAUAAAUGAUAAUUUUUCACAAUUUAAUGAUAUAGCUAGACAUGAGUUAAUGAAACAAAACAAUAAUAUUGAACAAAUUUAUUUCAAUACAAAACUUGAAAAGAAAAAUUCAACCAACGAAAAUAUAAAGGAUCUUAUAUUUUUAAUAUUAAAAAAACAAAAAAAACAAAACCUGAAUAUAUUUUUAUCCCUAAAAUUAAGGAAAUACAAUAAUUUUUUAAUUAUCACUAUUAUGUCUUUAUUAAUCUAUAGUAUAUAUUUUUUUCAAAAUGGAGACCCUUUUAAUUUUCCUAUACAAUCAAAUACACCCUUUUUCCUUCUCUUAUCAUUUAUUAUACUUUUUCAACUUAUCUUAUGCAUAAUCCUAGAAAUUAAAACAAUUUUUAUUAAAAAAAUUAACAAAUUUUUAAAUAACCGAAUUAAAAAUUUAGAUUAUGAAAUGAAUACCUAUUUUUCUUGUCUACAUUAG
This is a messenger RNA of Plasmodium vinckei vinckei, 3537 nucleotides long. RefSeq names its product conserved Plasmodium protein, unknown function. The transcript has a single exon. Lineage: Eukaryota; Apicomplexa; Aconoidasida; Haemosporida; Plasmodiidae. The record is from RefSeq and is a predicted model, not a curated record. The coding region runs from base 1 to 3537 and encodes 1178 amino acids.